This is a messenger RNA of Aplosporella prunicola CBS 121167, 2373 nucleotides long. RefSeq lists its product as uncharacterized. Gene Ontology annotation, cellular component: cytosol. The transcript is spliced from 3 exons. NCBI's taxonomy places the organism in Eukaryota, Fungi, Ascomycota, Dothideomycetes, Botryosphaeriales, Aplosporellaceae. Gene Ontology annotation, molecular function: phosphoribosylamine-glycine ligase activity; phosphoribosylformylglycinamidine cyclo-ligase activity; ATP binding. Gene Ontology annotation, biological process: adenine biosynthetic process; L-threonine metabolic process; 'de novo' IMP biosynthetic process. The record is from RefSeq and is a predicted model, not a curated record. Bases 55 to 2181 code for a protein of 708 amino acids.
GCUUUUGCGUUGCGACCUUUGCUUCUUCACGGUCGCAGCGAUUAACCCACAACCAUGUCUACCCUCAUCAAAGUACCCUGCUCUUCCGCCAACAUCGGCCCUGGCUUCGAUGUCAUUGGCCUUGCUCUCUCCAUCUACCUCGAGCUCACCGUCACCCCCGACGAGUCUGCCGUCUCCGCGAAUCCUCUCAAAUGCCGCAUCACCUACGAGGGCGAGGGCGCCGAGGAGGUCCCUCUGGACCCCGAGCGCAACCUCAUUACCCGCACCGCCCUCUACGUCCUCAAGUGCCAUGGUCAACGGACCUUCCCCGGCACCCAUGUCCACAUCAAAAACCCCAUUCCUCUCGGCAGAGGUCUGGGAAGCAGCGGAGCCGCAGUGGUCGCUGGUGUCAACCUCGGAAACGAAGUAGGAAAGCUUGGGCUGCCCAAGGCGAGAUUGCUCGACUACUGCCUGAUGAUCGAGCGGCAUCCGGACAACGUCGCGGCUGCCCUGUACGGCGGCUUUGUCGGCACCUACCUUAACGAGCUCGACCCCGCCGACAUGUCUCGCAAGGAAAUCCCCUUGGCCGAGGUGCUCCCUGAACCCGCGGGUGGUGUCGACACUGGUCUCCAGCCUCCCGAGCCACCUCUUAACAUUGGUCACUACAAGAAGUUCAAGUGGGCAAAGGAGAUCAAGUGCAUUGCUAUAAUACCGCAGUUUGAGGUCUCGACGGCCAAGGCUCGCGGUGUCCUUCCAGAGAAGUACUCUCGCGCCGAUAUGGUCUUCAACCUUCAGCGCAUUGCUCUCCUGACUACCGCGCUGGGCGAGUCCCCGCCAGACCCUGGCAUGAUCUACGAGGGCAUGCAGGACAAGGUGCACCAGCCGUACCGCAAGACGCUUAUCCCUGGUCUUACUGAAAUCCUCCAAUCCGUGACGCCCAAGUCGCACCCCGGUCUCCUCGGUAUCUGUCUGUCUGGCGCUGGUCCCACCAUUCUCGCCCUGGCUACGCACAACUUUGAUAACAUUGCAAACCAUAUCAUUGACGACUUCAAGAAGAACAACAUUGAAUGCAUUUGGAAGCUUUUGGAGCCGGCUGAGGAGGGUACCACCGUGACCCACAAUGCCACUUCUGAGCAGCAAGAGGCCAUGACCUAUGCCUCGGCAGGCGUCAGCAUCGACGCGGGCAACGAGCUGGUCCAGCGCAUCAAGGCUUCUGUCAAGUCUACGCGCCGCGCCGGCGCCGACGCCGAAAUCGGCGGCUUUGGUGGUAUGUUUGACUUGGCAGCCGCUGGCUACAAGGAGUCUCCUAUCCUUGUUGGUGCCAUCGACGGCAUUGGCACCAAGGUCAAGAUUGCGUUUGAGAUGAGCAAGCACGACACCGUGGGUAUCGAUUUGGUUGCCAUGAACGUCAACGACCUCGUCGUCCAGGGCGCCGAGCCCUUGAUGUUCCUGGAUUACUAUGCCUGCUCCAAGCUCGACGUCGACUCUGCCGCGGCGUUUGUUCAGGGUGUUGCGGAAGGCUGCAAGCAGGCCAACUGCACGCUUGUCGGGGGCGAAACUGCCGAGAUGCCUGGCAUUUACCAGGCUGGCGAGUACGAUGCUGGUGGUGCGGCAAUUGGCGCGCUCGCCCGCGGCGCCACAGUCCUGCCGGACACGAAGUCCAUGGCUGAGGGCGAUGUUCUGCUUGGUCUGGCAUCCGACGGCCCACACUCUAACGGCUUCUCACUGAUCCGCAAGAUCAUUGAGCGGGCCGGCCUCAAUUUCCACGACAAGUCUCCUUGGUCCGCCAAUGGCGAGACUGUCGGUGCCAGCCUGCUUACCCCGACCCGCAUCUACGUCCGGCCGCUCCUCGCAGCAUACAGGCAUAACCUUCUCAAGGGUAUGGCGCACAUCACCGGCGGCGGUCUUGUCGAGAACAUUCCCCGCAUGCUGCCCGAUCACCUGGCGGCGGACGUUGAUGCCGGCACGUGGCCGGUGCAGGAUGUGUUUAGGUGGCUGAAGAAGGCGGGCGGCGUUGAAGACGCGGAGUUUGCGCGGGCGUGGAACACCGGCCUUGGUAUGGUGCUGGUGGUUGACAAGAGCAAUGUCGAGGAGGCGACGAAGGUCCUCUCCGAGGCCGGUGAGAAGGUUUACCAGAUCGGCUCGCUGGUUAAGAGGUCAGGCGAGGGCUGCGAGGUCAAAAACAUGGGUGUCUGGAACUAGACAGUUACAUGUAAAAAGGCGGAAUUGUGAUCAUGUCCGGCAAAAGAAAUGAAAAGAGGAAGAGGCAUCAUGUGGCGUCACUGGACUGGGAAAGAAAGAUCUGCUAUGUUCAACUACUGAGAUGGUAUUGAAUGAAUACCGAGCUCUUCUAUGUGCUACACUGUUGUGUGUUCUUAGUGGAUGCUGAGGAUU